This is a messenger RNA of Bemisia tabaci, 6877 nucleotides long. RefSeq lists its product as uncharacterized. Gene Ontology annotation, biological process: positive regulation of transcription elongation by RNA polymerase II; protein phosphorylation. Gene Ontology annotation, molecular function: RNA polymerase II CTD heptapeptide repeat kinase activity; ATP binding; cyclin binding. The record is from RefSeq and is a predicted model, not a curated record. Lineage: Eukaryota; Metazoa; Arthropoda; Insecta; Hemiptera; Aleyrodidae. Gene Ontology annotation, cellular component: cyclin/CDK positive transcription elongation factor complex; nucleus.
CAGAGGGCUUAAGUACUCUAUGUUAAGGGUAGAGAGAGAGGUUAUGUUUCUCCCUCACGACGAGAGUUCGCCGUGUUUGCAGCCCCAGCAGUUCCUAUUUCCUGGCAGUGUUCACUUUUUAUCCCCAGUUAUCUUUUGCUUUUCGUGAUAAUAAUUAUCACUCCACUCCAUGAUACCGUUACCAUUUCUCAUCUAUCAGACAACUCGACGAAAAUUUAAGUAUCCUAUUCAGUAAUCGUGAAGUUAUCUCUAAAUUCCAAUAUGGAGAUGCAUCAGCUGAAAUCAAAUUGGUGAUAAAUCUUGUGGAAUUUCGCUUUAUAGAUAAAUACUUCCUUGUCAGAUCGUUAUGAUGUGGGAAGUCAAGGAUUGAAAUUGCUAAAAAUGGAAAAUCAGCUGACUAAUGAGGAUAUAAAUUCAGAAAGAAAUGGAUCCAAGGAGAAUGAAGAUACGCAGAAGUGCUCAGAGAGCAGUGACGGAGAAAUCAGUGAAGCAGAAGAGGUAGUAAAGAAGCCUGCCCAUGUUUUAGGACUGCCGUCAGUGGAAUAUUCAGAUGUGAGCUCUGAAGAGUUAUCUAGUCCUGAAGCUGGUGAGAUUCAUAGUGAUGCCAGUCCUAAACGGGGUAAAUCACCUCCAUUGAACCCUCCUCCUCUAAGGGACAAAGAGCCUUUGCCACCAAAACAUUCGCAUCCAUUGUUACCCAGAGAUAUUGUUGACUCACCGCAUUUCAAUGGAAAUUCAUCACUCUCACCUCACAGUUAUUCUAGCAGUAAAAAACUGUACACCAGGGCAGAUCGUGUAUCUCCUGCAUCAUCUGAGGAAACCUCGCUUUUUGAAAAAACAGACCAGUGCUCUAAAAGAGAAAAGCGGUCAAGGAAUAGAGAUAAGAAGUAUAAAAAAUGCAGAUCUAGAUCAAGUCCUUUAACUUCUAAAAAGAAGAAAAAACGAAAGAAAAAGAAAAAAUACAAGCAUCGUAGUCCAAGUGUCAGUUCUAGCAGCAUAAGUGUAAAUCAAGAAGUUAAAGGAAAUUCAGACAUCUCUACAGCUGGUUCACCAAAAAUUGGUCAGUUAGACGAAAGCAAAGGUAUCAAAACUCCAGAGAAAGAUUGGGAUAAAAUCUCAGAAGUUGAAAAGUUCAGUCCUGUGGGUACUCCUUCUCAAAGAUUGCCUCAUGAACCGCCUGCAUUCAAUGAUCAAGACUGUGAUUACCGGUUGUGCUCUCCUGUCAAAGUUUCGAGUGGCCAGUCGCCUUCAUUAGGUGGAAAGAAACUUUACCAUUCACCUGUGCCUAGCAGGAGACUUCCUGAUCAUAUCUCAAGCCCAACUGCUGAUCGCUUACGUCUACGAAGUCCUGGCAGUUAUGAAUUAGAUGAUUCAAGAAAGAGGAGAAGACCAAGAGAAAUUUAUGAUGAUGAAUCCGACGAAGAUCAAAGGUAUCGGUGGUAUCUGGAAAGAGAAAGGAAAAAGCUAUCAAGAAGGAGAAACUAUCGCUCAAGGAGUCGAUCACUUUUAAGAGGAAGGAGAUCAGUGUCACGCUCAAGAAGUCGCUCAACAGAACGUAGGCUACGAAGGCGCUACAGUAGAUCACCAAGUUUUUCGCGAAGUAAAAGGCGAGGUAGAUCUUCCUCAGCAUCUUGGUCUGGAUCACCAAAACGAGGUAGACCAAAUCGUUCGCCAAGUCCUUCCAUGCAGAAGUUCCAUGAAAUCAGCGCCAAAGUUAAUAUUGGUCAAACAAGUUUAUUUGCUGAACUUGUUAAGGAUAGGCAAAAUCGAGAAAAAGCGCUGAAGCUUUUAGAGGCAACUGCUGAAAAAGAGAAAAAAGAGUUAGAAGAAGUGAAGAAAGACGCAAAGGCUGUUGUAAAUAAUGAUGUAAAAAAAGAAUCAUACGCCACUAUUGCCACUAGCAGUACAACAGAUAGUCCUGAUGGUGUUAAAGAUAACAAAUUGGGGCAGUCAGAGAUUUCUCCCAGUCAUACUCCUGUUCUCCCCUGUAGAGCUUCUUCACCAGUAUGGAAAAAAACUGGAGAUGACAAAGAACUCAGCGUAAAUGAAUCAGCAAUCCACUGUUCUAAUAAUACACCUAAAAUAAAAAAUGAACCUUUGCUCAGCCCUAAUAAUAGGCUAGAAGACAGUCAGCUGGACACUGCAAAAGGGAAAAUGCCUGUAAAAGUUGUGAAGGAAUCUAUCCUGAGCUUGGAUUUACCAGGACUAGAAGUUGUAAGUUCUGAUGAUGAUGGUCCAGUCACUCCUCCAUCAUCAGAAACAAGAAAUCUUGAUCGUUCUGUAACCCUUGGAAGCAAUGCCGGCUAUGCUAAAACUUCAAUGAGCAUGGCUUAUUGUGGAACUGCGAAAUUGAAGCGGCCGAAAAUAGUUCACAAGAGACGCCCCUCGAGAAAUAUUUAUCCACCUUUCGAAGGGACCAAUAAAGAUUGGGGAGAGAGGUGUGUUGAUGUGUUUGAGAUGAUAGCACAAAUUGGUGAAGGAAUGUAUGGUCAAGUGUACAAAGCGAGAGACAGACAAGCAGGUGAUUUUGUUGCUUUGAAGAAAGUCAAAUUAGAAAAUGAAAAAGAAGGAUUUCCGAUCACAGCUGUAAGAGAAAUUAAAAUCCUUCGUCAGCUGAACCAUCGGAACAUUGUCAAUCUUCGUGAAAUCGUCACUGACAAACAAGACGCACUGGAUUUUAGAAAAGAUAAAGGCUCAUUCUACCUUGUGUUCGAAUAUAUGGACCAUGACUUGAUGGGACUUCUUGAGUCAGGAAUGGUUGAUUUGACGCCGUACAAUGCUAGUAUCAUGCGACAGUUACUAGAUGGAUUAAGCUAUUGCCAUAGAAAGAAUUUUUUACAUCGAGAUAUCAAGUGCAGUAAUAUAUUAAUGAACAACAGAGGUCAAGUAAAAUUAGCAGACUUUGGAUUAGCUCGGUUGUAUAAUGCUGAGGAUCGACAAAGGCCAUACACAAAUAAGGUAAUCACCCUCUGGUAUCGACCCCCAGAAUUACUGCUUGGAGAGAAGCGAUAUGGACCAGCAGUUGAUGUUUGGUCCUGUGGUUGCAUAUUAGGUGAAUUGUUCCUCAAGAGACCGCUUUUUCAGGCAAGUGAGGAAAUGAUGCUUCUAGAUAUCAUUUCUCGCCUGUGCGGCACGCCAACUCCUGCUGUCUGGCCAUCAGUGAUCAAACUUCCUUUGUGGCACAUGUUAAAACCGAAGAAAAUUCAUAUGAGAAGACUCAAGGAAGAGUUUUCAUUCAUGCCCUCAUCGGCUCUAGAUUUAUUGGACAAAAUGUUGGAGAUAGACCCUGAGCAUAGAUUCUCAGUCGACCAAUGUCUUAAAUCAACAUGGCUCAAAGAUGUAGAUCCUACUACGAUGCCUGUCCCUCAGUUACCAACAUGGCAAGACUGUCAUGAGUUAUGGAGCAAAAAAAGGAGGCGACAGAUACGGGAGCAAGAAACAAACAUCAACAAUGGUGGGAAAGCAACUUUAUUGAAACAUAAGUCGUUCGAAGAGUACUCUGGGUCUACAGAUGGCGGUUCUUCCAGAACGUUAAAGAUGGAGGCCGGAGGAUUCCUCGGUGGCCCAGAUGAUUCAAACCAACAGAUGCAUACAUCUCCUCUAACCCCUUUACAUUUACGCAAAAUCAGCAAUCCUAAAACUCCUCCCCUUUUUAAUCAUCAACCACCAUUGGAUGACGAAUUUGCUGCAGCUCUUUAUCGCCAGUUGUCUGUAAUUUCUCAAGCACUGCUCAAUAAGCAACCUGUGACCAUUCGUCAGUUAAUGGCGCUUCGUAAAGAUCAAGAGCAACUUGACCCAAAAGCAAGGAGCCUUGUAGAUAUGCUGCACUCAGAAUUACAAAAAGCCGCACUGUCCAAUAAGUCAUCCAGUAAAUUUGACCAAAAUAAUCAGGUGUUUUAUCCGCAAGAGUGUGGAUUUGGUAGAGGGAAAUUUAAUGCACAUGCCGUCUACACUGGAGAGAAUGCCUCAUCCGCCAGCUCCUCUAGAGUAAAUUACACAAGCCUUGCUUCUGAAGCGGUUCGAUCUACUUUAUCUGCCUUAUUAAAAUGUUUUAAUUUACCUGCUCCCAUUCCAAAUCAUUCUGGGUCAGUCUACUAAUUGUCUGUUAUCUUUGGUUGUUUAUGUCUUAGAUCUGUUUCUUCCAGUUUGUUCAAAGUUACUUUAUUGACCUCCACAUUAAGUAUGACCAGUAAAUACUUGGCAUUCAAUUACAUCUCACUACAAGGGGCAUCCAUGAAAUAAUCCUCUCUAUUUUUGAACCUCUAAAGGGGAGGCUACGGAUUGUCCCUCUCAGAAUGGGUUCAAAUUCGGCAGAGAGGUAGAAUAGGUUAAUAUAAGAAACCGUAUUAUUUUUAGGUGCUAAUGCCCAGCCAUUUUUGAGUUAUAAAUUUUCGAAGUUGCCGUUUUUUCGUGUCAGCAACGCGCUCAAGUUGAGCCUACUGUGCGCGCACCUUUUAAUGCGAUCCGAGUGACUCUCAAGUCCUGUGAGGCCGUUGGCCAAGCGGCAGCGCGCUCGCCCAUGGUGCCGCAGGUCUGGGGUUUAAUGCUUCUUCCGAAACUUUAAUUUUUACAAUUGAUUAUUUUGUUUUUUAAUUGCUUAAUCAGAACAAAUUGUAAGUCACCUUGUGAACGUUAUGAUCCUAAUUAUUUUUUAUGUAUUUUUUAUUUAUUUUUAUUUUUUUAUGAUUGUUUCACAAAAUCGGAAAAAAAUAUAAUUAGUAUCAUAACGUUUACAAGGUCACUUACAAUUUGCUCUCAUAAAGCGAUUAAAAAACAAAAGAAUCAAUCGUAAAAAUUAAAUUUUCGGAACAAGCAUCAAAUCCCAAACUCGCGGCGCCGUAGGCGAGCGCGCUUCUACUUGGCCAACAACUUCACAUUAUCCGAAGAUUCUCGGAUCGCAUUAAAAGGUGCGCGCACAGUAGGCUCAACUUGAGCGCGUUGCUGACACGAAAAAACGGUAACUUCAAAAAUGCAUUACUUAAAAAUAGCUGGGCAUUGGCACCUAAAAAAAAAAAUAUGGUUUCUUAUAUUAACCUAUUCUACCUCUCUGCCAAAUUUGAACCUGAUCGGAGGGGGACAAUUGGUAGCCUCCCCUUGUAAAUAGGAAGGUAAAUUGAAACAAUGAAUAUGCAUAAUCACAGCUUUCAGGAUAAGCCCAACUUUUUGAAAAUUAAUUGCGGUAUUUGCAAGAAAAUUCCCUUUGACUGAAGCAACCUUUUGUUGGGACAAGCCUACCUCCCAGUGCUUUAGUAAAUCACAACAAAGUUUCCCUCAGGAUAACGAGUGCUUGAAGUCAGAUAUUUGAACAAUUUUCAUCCUCAUAAUCCCAGCUUUAAUUUGAUGUAUCAGUUUCUUAUAUUCAAUCAACCAGUUCCUGAGAAAGUAACAUCUCAUGAAAACCUCUCUAUCGCAGCCUGUGAUUAUAGUUAAAUAUGACGUCGGAUUGCAUGCUCAGUAAAUUUUUAAUUUCGCUCUAAAAAUUGCAGCAAAGAUCUGCAUCUGCAGGUUUUUGAAAAAAAUCUGGUUUGCUUGCUGAUCGGUGAUCAAAAGCGUCAAAUGAAUGCUUUAAAGUAAACCUGAGAAUAUGAGGUUCUGAAUAAAUACAACAUCCUUGCUCUCAGCACCUAUUGCUCUCGAAGGAGCACUUCAGACACUUUGCUGCGAUUUGCCAAAGAUCCAGGAGUGGCAGCUGCUGGCUAGUAGGGACGUGAGGUCCUCUCUGGGAAUUUGAGUUUUUUUUCCCAAGCCCUCUGACUGAUUUUCAAAAAUUUGGGCGUUUUUUGAAAACUGAGGGUAUGCCUCACAGGUGCCUCUUUAUGGAUUUGAUUUAUCUCCUUCCAUUCAAAAGGUUUUAAACAGGGAAGCUGACUCUAUGGAUGGCUUUCACACUUUCAAACUCAACAUACUCAGGAUAAAGCGUUUAUCAGAAGUGUUGUAAGGAGGAUGAGUCUCAUCACCUCUCUGACUGAAUUAUUCAAUAGGUUUCCUUUCUUUACCCUCUGUCCUUCUCUGGACAUCUUUGAAUUUUUUCAUCAGUGUCAUUAUCAGUAAAUGAAUAUUUGCACUGACUAAGUGAUGAAUAAAAUUCAGGGUAGUUUACAUUGCAUUCUCUGUGUACCGUUUUAAAGGAUAUUUAGGGCGAUUAUCAAUUAAUUGUGCUGUCCUGAUAAAAUCCAAUCCAUCACAUGAUUAGUGGCAUUGAAAAUACUUCAAUUUUUUUGUGAUUCAUGAGCAUUUUGUAAAUAAUCAGUUACCAGUUUGAGAUACGCAGAAAAAAGAGUCUUUUUAGACUAAAAUAAUUUUAAGUAUGAAAGAUUUGGAAUUGUAAUUCUGUAUUAGACUCAGUGGCAGAUUCAAUUUGUAAUUAAAUUCUGUUAGGCUAAAUUGUGACAUUUUCAUUGCUUGUCUUCUAAAAACUAAUGUCAGAAAAAGCCCUAUUUCAGACAAAAAGUCAGUAACAGGAGGUAUGAGUCUAACUAGUGUACAUUUUCUCCAGCCCGAAGUUUAAAGUCGAGGAAAAGUAUUUUGAAUUUGAAAAGAGGUUCAACUGUAAACAAUAACAAUGAUCUUAUGGAGGGAUAGAACUACAACUCUUUCUCUCAGUUCAAAAUCUGUGUGACGUGGUAUCUUUCUGCUGAACUUGGUCCUUCAUCUGGUACAAGUAUAUUUUAAGGUUAUGAGGACUUUUUAAAGAAUAAAGCUCUUUACUGUUUCUACCAGAAAGCCAGUAGAUGUUUAAGAGGUCACUAGCAAGUUGCAAAUUUUUUAUCAUUUAUUUUUAUCUUUUAUCCUGAAACUUAGUUGCGACUUAGACUCACUAGUAUUACUUCACAAGGGCAUCAUCACAUAUCAUUCCGGUUUGUGAAUUUGACUUGAA